AUGGCUUCACAAUCCUCCGAGUCAGAGCCAGUGCCAGAGUUGACCAUCUCGUCCACCACUUCCGAAGAUGAAAUGCUCGCAGGCCACAAGCUCAUCACCGACUCGGUUGCGCAACAGCGUUCUACGAUCGUACGCUCGCUCCUAUAUGGGCAGCCUCAUCUCACGAUCCCGCCAUAUAUCCUCUUUCUCUCGUGGCUGUGCUCAAAGAAUAAUAUCCCGACCGCGCUGCUAUUCUGCGCGGGUUGUACUAUUGCUAUCUUGAGUGCCGUUGGAAGAUUUACGGAUGGGUAUAUUGCUGAGGCUGAGAAGUUGGGGAGUAAACGCGGUUAUGAGGCGAUGAUGAAGACUGAGGGACAUGAGAUUGUCGUUGCGAGGUGGGGCCCGGAGAAGGAGGUCAUUGGUGUUGCGGUGGUAAAGAUUGGGGAAGAGAGGGGAGUUUUGAAGGCAUUGGCGGUGAGGCUGAGAUAUCGCAAACACGGUGUUGGAAGGGGGCUCUUGGAAGAGGCGGUCAGAGUUGUGAGGGCGAAAGUUGGAGCAGAAGCGCCGGUGGUAUUUGCAGAUCAUCAUCCUAACUCAUUUAGGCUUGCUUCAGUACCGAAGGUAUUUAAUACUGUAUUUGACAAGGAGGAGGCAAAGGUUCGUGCUAUGUUGAACGACGUGGCGAAGAUACAGCCGGUAUAG
Messenger RNA from Morchella importuna, 681 nucleotides. RefSeq lists its product as uncharacterized. The coding region runs from base 1 to 681 and encodes 226 amino acids. The transcript is spliced from 2 exons. NCBI's taxonomy places the organism in Eukaryota, Fungi, Ascomycota, Pezizomycetes, Pezizales, Morchellaceae. The record is from RefSeq and is a predicted model, not a curated record. Gene Ontology annotation, molecular function: acyltransferase activity, transferring groups other than amino-acyl groups.